Messenger RNA from Jaculus jaculus (lesser Egyptian jerboa), 1011 nucleotides. Its product is annotated as melanoma-associated antigen B10-like. Bases 1 to 1011 code for a protein of 336 amino acids. Gene Ontology annotation, biological process: negative regulation of transcription by RNA polymerase II. Gene Ontology annotation, cellular component: nucleus. Lineage: Eukaryota; Metazoa; Chordata; Mammalia; Rodentia; Dipodidae. The transcript has a single exon. The record is from RefSeq and is a predicted model, not a curated record.
AUGUAUCGAGUUCAGAAAAGUAACCGCUAUGUGCGGGCCCGUCAGUCCCGCAAACAUCUGGUGGUUAGCCCGUCCACGGUAUCAGAUGAAGAUGAAUAUCCCCUCUCUUCCUUUGCUAAAUUCAAGGAUGUUUGCUAUUUUUCACUUCCUGAACUAUAUAAAAUCUCUCAUGGUUAUACAAGAACCUCAAUCUCCACCACCACAGCUGUAGAUACUUCAUACACAAGAUCUAGCAAGGGGAAAUACAAAAAAGGAAAGAACAAGAAAAGAUCUUCUCGAGGUCCAAAAGCUGCUGAGAACUUCCACAUAGGGCCUGUAUCUGAUUCUGUGUUGCUAUUAGUGCAUCUUUUGUUAUAUAGGUAUGAAAGGAGGGAAAGCUUUACACGGGCAGAAAUGCUGGAAUGUACAAUCGAAAAUGAAAGACAGAACUUCCCUAAGAUCCUAAAGACAGUAUCUGACUGCUUGGAGUUUGUCUUUGGCCUUGAUUUGAAGCCACUGGGUCCCACCAACUGCACAUACAUUGUUACAAACAAACUGGGACCAUAUGCUGAAACAGGAUUAAGUUCAGGCCUGCUGCUAACUGUCCUUGGUAUAAUCUUCAUCAGUGGUAAUUGUGCCACUGAAAAGCAAGUCUGGGAAGGGCUACAUAAGGUGGGUGUGUAUGACAGGAAAAACCAUUACAUUUUUGGAGAUAUUGGGAAAUUACUCACUGAAGAUUUGGUAGAAAAACUAUACCUGAAGUACCGGCAGGUGCCUAACAGUGAUCCCCCACUUUAUGUAUUCCUUUGGGGCCCAAGAGCUUAUGUUGAGAGUAGCAAAAUGCAAGUCUUAGAGUUUUACUGUAGGAUUCAUAAAACCACUCCCCGUGCCUAUCCAUCCUGUUACAAGCAGGCAUUAAUACAUGACAAACAAAUAGCCCAAGAACUCAUGAAAGGCAAGACUCGUGCUGCCAGGAUCAGAGAACGCUGCAAAGCCGCGUACAGCAACUGCACUCCCCCUGCUCAAAUCUGA